Messenger RNA from Coniophora puteana RWD-64-598 SS2, 428 nucleotides. RefSeq lists its product as uncharacterized. The record is from RefSeq and is a predicted model, not a curated record. Bases 105 to 278 code for a protein of 57 amino acids. The transcript has 2 exons. NCBI's taxonomy places the organism in Eukaryota, Fungi, Basidiomycota, Agaricomycetes, Boletales, Coniophoraceae.
GCCGCACGCCCGUGCACAGGCGCGUAACGUGAAGCAAGAUGGGGGAAGAUGGGAACACUUACCCGCUAUACACGAGAAUAUGAUCCUACAAACACCAUUUCGCUAUGCUGAGAGGGCACGCUGAUAACCUAUGUGCAAGGUUGAGCCAGUACACCGCAGGUCCGCCGAUGUUACUAUAUAUCCCCAACACACCCCGUAGUCGCAUGACGCUACGCCAACGUCAUGUGCGUGCAAUGUGCGUGGGGUGCGGGUACCCUCACAAGGAUCGAGCGCGAUAAGUAAGUUCGACUCGCGGCGAUAAGACACAAAACGCACUAUAUUAUUGAUAACGCUGCUGCGGGACUAUAUUUGCGCAUCACAUGGACUCGACGCAUGUCCUUGGUAUCAAUGGUAUGUCGCACGUUGCCUUGAGGCUUGAGGCGUGCAAU